AUGAGUAUAAUAACAGAAGUUGGAUUACAAAAUUUUAGUUUUGAUGUUGAUAGUGUAAGUUACCGAGCUUUGAAAAAACCUGUGGAUCAAACAAUUUCUAUUAAUGGUCAAUCAGGUUCAAAUGGAUAUGUCGGCACUAGUGGUUCAGCUGGAUAUUGUGGAUCCAAUGGCAAUAACGGUGGCGAUGGUAGUAAUGGAUCAGAUGGAGGUAAUGGUUGUCCUGGUACAGAUUCCCAAAAUGCAUUAAUAUGGUUAAAUGGAACAGUUGAAGAUUUAAUUAUGCAAGUAAAAACAUUUAAUAAUCUUAAUUAUAAUUUUAAAUUAGCUAAAUCAAAUGGUAUUAUUCUAAUGAAAGCUAAUGGAGGUAAUGGUGGCAAUGGAGGAUCAGGCGGAUCAGGAGGAAAUGGAGGUCAUGGAGGAGAUGGUCAUGAUGGUUGUAAUGGCUCGAAUGGAUGCGAUGCUUCUGCUGAAGGUGCUUCUGGUGGAGAUGGAGGGCAUGGAGGAUGUGGAGGUGAUGGAGGACAUGGAGGUAACGGAGGACGCGGCGGAUACGGAGGUGAUGGAGGAAAUGCAGGCGCUGGUGGCCAUGUUCAAGUUCAAAGUGCAGAUCCUCGAUUAUUUAUGUUAAUUGAAAUGGAUUGUCGAGCAGGAAAAAAAGGUCAAGGUGGUAGUGGUGGCUCAGGUGGAUCACGAGGUAUUGGUGGAUCAGGCGGAUGUGGCGGUAGGGGUGGUAGAGGUGGUUGUGGUGGACCAGGUGGUGCAAAUGGUAUAGAUGGUUCUCAUGGUUGUGAUGGAGUACGGGGUACUGAUGGUUGUGCAGGUAACGAUGGUCAUAAUGGUCGAGAUGGUCUCGCUGCAAAUAGUGGUUCAAUUCAAUAUGCUGUAGUUGAUAUACAUGGAAACAUUAUUGAAACAGGUUCUGAUAAAUAUCAUGUUAGUGUUUAUAGUUAUACUAUUGCUGAUGAAAAUAACGAUGGAAUCUAUGAGCCAAAUUCAAUUUUUUUUAUUACAAAUGUUAAAUGGAUAAAUAAUGGCGCAAUGACUCUACCUAGUGGAUCAAUAUUAUCAUUUCCAUCAACAGAAUAUAUAACUACAGAUAUGAAUGAUAUUAGUAUAUUACAAGGUAAUACAGUUAAUCAAGUUGUAAUUGAUCCUCAUCAAUUUCAAUGUCAUCUGCAUGAUUCAUAUAGUGUUUCAAUCAAUGAACCCUAUAUAAAACGUAUUAAUAUAACAUCAGAAGUAAAAUUAUUAAAUCGUUUAUUUACUGGAAGUAAAGUUUCAACAACUUUAACAUGUCAAUAUCCAAUUCAAAUAACAAAAAUUGAAAUUCCAACAUAUUUAGGUCCUGGUGAACAAUCGAGUGUUAUAAUUAGUUUUAAAAAUAUAUCUACACGUGUAUAUGGUGAAUGUUUAAAUUCAGCUGGUUCAAUCGAAUUUAUACUUUCAACACAUUCUUUAUUAAAAAUUUCACCUGCAAAUGAUCAUCAAUAUAUUUAUGAAAUAAAAUCCGAUGGUUUUGGUUAUUAUAAAAUCAAUGAAGAAAUUUUUCCACAAUCAACAAAACGUAUUAAAUUUGAAAUUAAAUUAGAUGAAAAUUCAUCUCAACAAUAUUUUGAACAUUUAUUUUGGGAAAUUGAUUUAUUAUUACGUAAUAAAUUAAUUGAAAAACGUCAAAAUACAAUUCGAAUUGUACCAACAUUUCAACCAAAUAUUCAUACAGACGUCCUCUUAGUAACAAAUUCUAAAGUUGGUCGAAUUGAAUUUCUUGCAUAUCAAAAUCUAUUUCAAUUAUUUAAAUAUUCAAGUCAAACAUGGGAUAUUGAACGAUAUGGUGUAUUUCAUAAUCCUGAAAUAAAAUGGUUAAAUACAACUGAUUUAAUUAUUUUUAUUUAUUUAAAUCCUGAAUCAACAUUUAAUAUGAUUCAAUCACAAUUAUUUUUACAACAUAUGAAAUCUUCGGAAAAAUCUGCUUUUAUCUCCAUUGGUUCUGGUUUAUCCGAUGAAUUUGAUUUUGCUUUAUUUGAUUAUAAUAAUUUACAAUUUUUAAAUACUGAAGAUCAAAUGAAAUCCGAAUCAACAAAUUAUCUUUGGAAUACAUUUGGUUUUACACAACCUAAUCAACAACAAUUAAUUGAUAAAGCAAAUAAAUUUCGAAUAAAUUAUGAAAAACAAGAUGAUCAACAAUAUCUAUAUCAAGUUGUUUUUGAUAAUACUGCUAAUACAGAUUCGACAAGUUGUAUGAAAGUUGUUUAUGGUGCAAAAUAUAUUUAUAAAUCAACUUUAGAUUGUCAAGUUGGUAAUAGAUUAAUAAUGGUUCCUACUAAUAAUAAGAAUCCUUUAUUAACUAGUUCUAAUCUUCCAUUUACAAUUCAAACUGAAUUAAAUACCACUCAACAAAGAUCACGUAUUAUUGAAAAUGAAAUUGAUUUAAAUUCACAUUUUGGUAGAUUAUUAUGUGCUAUUCUAUUUUAUCAAGGUUUUGAAAAAUCUUAUUUGAUAAUUAGUGAACAAGACGAAUUAUCAACAUGUAUAUUUUCAACAGGUUCACAUAAAUUUAAUUAUAAUCAAAUAUUAAUUAGUCUUGCAAUGUCAAUUAUUGAACGAGAUUAUGAUAGACAAAUCUUACAAUUUCCAUCGUCGAGAAAAUUAAUUCAUCAAACUGAGAAUAUAAUUCAUAGAGAAGAUAAAACGAAUUAUGGUAUGAGUGAAAAUGAUUGGUUUUAUUUAUUAAUUCAAUCGUUAUAUGAAUAUAUCGAUAGUAAAUUUUGGAGUUCAUUUCCAUGGUGUGGUUGUACAAUGAAAGCUAAACAACGACAUGAAUUACAAGAAUUAUUAAAUGAUUUACUUUCAUUAACAACAGUAAAUAUAUCGAAAAAUAAAGCUAUUUAUCAGCAAUUAAGCAUUUUAAGAUUACAAAAAUUAGCAAAUUUAAAAUUUCCAGCAGCUGAUUAUAGACAAAUAUCUGCUAGACCAAUUCAUGAAAUUCAAACAUGGCAAAGAGAACAACAAAUGAAGAGAAUAUCACCAUCAACAGAUGAAAUUGAAAAAUAUUAA
Molecule: messenger RNA, 3054 nt
Organism: Adineta steineri
Lineage: Eukaryota; Metazoa; Rotifera; Eurotatoria; Adinetida; Adinetidae
Source: the annotation of a GenBank genome assembly